This is a messenger RNA of Funneliformis caledonium, 1765 nucleotides long. NCBI's taxonomy places the organism in Eukaryota, Fungi, Glomeromycota, Glomeromycetes, Glomerales, Glomeraceae. The record is from the annotation of a GenBank genome assembly.
CCGGUUUCAGUUACAGAUUCGAUGUCAUAUAUCGCGGGUUUUGGGUUGCCUGCCCAAGAUCCCGUUGAUCAACUUGCAGAUCAAUUGGAUAAUAGCUUGAAAAUAUUCGAGUCUACCCGAUAUGUUGGUACUGGGUCUCUAUUAAUGUUGAGUGAUGGCGGUGAAGAACAAAUUAUUCCUCAAAUUCCAGAUGAUUUGUCUUCCGUUGAGGCAUAUUUAAAAGUAUUACCAAAUCCUGAAAAUGUAGAGAGUUUGGUCGAUAUAUAUUAUAAGAGAGUUUAUCGUCAUUUUCCUCAUCUGAAGAAAAGGGUGGUUCUCAACUGCAUUAAAGAUUUAUCGAGACCACAACAUUUCCUUUUGUUAAAUAGUAUAUUUUUUGCAGCUUCUCCUUUUCACCCGGAUGUAAAUAUGCAGGAUGGUCGCAUAUAUCAUCAGAGAGCAAUAGCACUUUUGCAAAAUCAUUGCCUUCAAACUCCUCAUGUAUUAACUGUUAUUAGCUUAUUUAUACUAGGCCUUCAUACCAGAAAGAUGGGAUCUGCAUGGAUCUUUCAUGGGAUGGCUUCAAAAAUGACAUUUGAAUUAGGGCUACAUCGUAAAAUCAAAAAUCAACAAAUUAAAAUGAACGACGAUGUUAAGGAAAUGAGAGAUAUGGCUUUUUGGGGAUCAUGUUAUGGUCGUCCUAGUGCCAUCGAUGAAGCAACUUGUGAUGUUGACCUUCUCUCAAUACCAUCAAAUCCUGAGCCAGAUGAUGAGACUCGGCUACAUAUUGCAUGGAUUCUUCAUAUUAAUUUAUUUCGUAUUUUCGCUCAAGUGCGCAAAUAUUUAUAUGGACGUGCUAAAAUAGCCGGUAGCCGUCGUGAAGAAAAUCAAUUUAGAUUUUUAGAUGCUGCGUUGGGUAGAUGGUUUUAUACUUUACCUCACUGGCUAAAGUUUGAAGAAAUGGCUCGAGAUGUGCAAGGAAGUUUAUUGGGAACAAUUGGAGGAGAAAUGCACACUUUAUUCUGGACGGUACUUAUUCUUCUCCAUAGUAGAAAUUUAACUAUGUUUACAGUGAAUCCAAACACCGUUACACCAAAUUCAUUUGAUGACGCAUCUCGUGUAUCAUCUCAAACCAUUUGUAUUCAUGCAGCUACCAUACUACUACAUUGGCUUGAUGUACUUAUGAAUUCUAUGCCAUGUUUUUAUGAGCAAUCUUGUACAGCAUUAUUUUCUAUUGCACCUGCCAUACGUGUUUUAGCUUGGACAGCUCAACGAGGAGAUACUAAAGCUGAAAGUAUGGUCGAAAGACUAAAAGAAAUUAAAAAAAACGUUAGAGAUAUUGCGAGGAAAAGGCAACAAGGAGGAGAGGGUAGAUUGGAUGGAGAAGUAAGAUUGCAAGAAUGGUUAGAUAAAGCCAAAGCAGAUGAAGCUAAAAAUACGCAAGCAAGAGCAGGAGAAUAUAUAAUGCUUGACCCAGAUCAAUAUAGGAAAGAAUUUUCGUUUAUUGCAAAUAAAAGCAAGCCUAAUACUCGUCUACGUAAUAAUGAAGAUAAGUCAACGUUAUGGCCAAACGAUAAGGACAAUUUUAAUUUUACCUUUACUGUGGACACUUUUAGUAAUAAUGAAUUUCGUGAUAGAUCUUCACAACAUUUAUCAUCACCGAAUGAUUCAUCAACUGUGAGUCAUCAAUAUCAACAACGGACUAAUCUCUUGUUCACUAGUCUUUCUCCACCAAAUACUUCUGCUUCUACGUCACCAAAUCCUGCAACGUCACCAAAUCCUGAUC